Molecule: messenger RNA, 1494 nt
Organism: Cadophora gregata
Lineage: Eukaryota; Fungi; Ascomycota; Leotiomycetes; Helotiales; Ploettnerulaceae
Exons: 1
Coding region: 619-1344 (241 amino acids)
Source: RefSeq, a predicted model, not a curated record
CGAAAAGGACGGGGGAGCACGGUCCAUUCAGCCCUUUGACCAUACCCCGUUGUCUCUGCAUGAAUCUUCACCUUGCUAGCCCCUCGUUUCAACAGCCAGAUCUCGUAGAGAUUGUGGAGUUGUAAGCUUGGGGUGGCUUCAUAGCGCAUAACUUGUGUUUCUGGAAGUUUACCAAUGAGGCAACUUGUGGCUCUGUUCACCCUCAGGCCAACCCACAAAUCAUCAAACAGCAACGCAUAGAUCACUUUCUGCGCCGGAAGUUCAUCCGAAAACUCUCGACCGAGUUUCUUGUAGAUUUGAUCGCCUUGGUAGGACUUGACUUCCUCGUUUCGAUGACCCGGGCCUUCGGUCGUGGCUGCUGUCCGGCGUGUCCGACCACGCCACUCAUCACUUCGCCAAGUCCAUCCUGCUCAAUUGAGAUGUUCUAUGAUCCUACCGGGUACAGCCAUGAUAGCCAUAGUCGAUAGUAUAUAGUGAGGCGGUAUUCCGACUUCUCAACUCUUCAUCUCAGCAUCUCGCCUCAAGAUCCUAAUCACCACCACACUCAUUCUUUCUUUUCAGAAUUCCACACUCAUUACUUGAGCAGUCACUCACUUCAAUCUUUCUUCAUCAUUCAAUAUGUUCUCUUCCAGCAUUCUCUCCCUCGUCAUGGCCGCUGGCCUCGCUUCCGCAGCAGUCGUUCCCCGGACUCUCAACCCAGAUGAGAUCAUCGUCUAUGGAGAGGGCCGCGUCGAAAUCAUGAACAAGACCGCCUGGGAGUCCCUCCAAAACGGCGCCAUGAUUGGCAGACCAGCAGCCAUCCACCCAGAUCUCGUCUCCGGCACCGGGCCAGUCAACUCCACUGCUUCAACCCUCAACAAGCGUUGCGACAGCAUCACAGUCUUCACACCCAACCCAGUCCAAACUUUCCUCGACUGGGACGUCCUCAUGUCCUCCGUCAUCCACGCCACAGGAGAUUCAGCUACCGUCUCCGUCACUGAAGGCUAUUCCAUCUCCAACUCCGUUUCCGUCACCGCUGGUCUCUCGGCUGCUAUCCCAGAGACCUUCCUCACAGCUUCCUUCGGAAUCAGCUACUCAGAGACUUGGUCGUCUACCUACUCUGCUGCGUACACCUUCGGCGUUCCCGAUGGAAAGUACGGAGCUGUUGUCAGCAACCCAUGGACUACAAGACACAGCGGCUUCGUUGACUCUGGCUGCGUCGGCUCUGCUAGCCGUGCUUUCUACCAGGCAGACUCAUACACCAGCAAGGCUUCCGGUGGACUCUCUUGGGUCGAUGGAACGAUCAGUCUUUGCACUGGUGAUGAGUUCCCUCUCAAGAGAUGCUUGGGUGAGGGAACCUUGUAGAGGGGUCUAGAUGGAUGGACGGUUGUUUGCUUUUUCUCUUUUGUGCAUGGUUUCCGGGAGUUUGGGGAGAACGGAUAGACUGGUGGAGUAUAUAGACAUGGCCAACAGGCUCAAUUAGGAUCAAUAACACAUUCAGUGUUUGUUCAAACU